AUGGAAACAGGGGACAACGCGGCACACAAUAUCAGCCUGCCUCUCCGUAACCUGCUCCAGUCCGUCAAGUGCGUGACGGCUCGGGUUCGAGACGGCGAGUCCAACGAAUCUGAUGGAGACUUUGACCUCUCCAACUUUUGGGACACUUUGAACCAAGCAGUGAAGGCCGUGUCUCAGGAAGCCACAAAAAUUAGCCUGGCCUUCUCCAAGCCGCCAUUACCGUCACAGCAGGAUGGAGAAAAACUAGCUGACUCGCUUCUCAAGAGCGUUCUCAGCCUCGCCACUGUUUAUUACUGGCUUCCCAAGAGCCGAGGCGUCAGUCUGCGUCGCCAUGUCCGAGAUGCCACCGUAGAAGUCCUAGAAGGAGUGACGCAGCUACUGGAGGUCAUCCUCACUUCACCGCUACAAAGUCUGAGUCAGGAGCAGUUGACGUCGACAGGAGGCGUGUGGUCGGCGUGCGACCGCUUUAGCCACCUGCCUAAAGACAAUAAAGCUGCUGUGUUGCUGCUUCUAAGCGGUCAGAGCGGCAUUGUAAAAGAUGCCAUCGAGGAAUUGGAGCAGGCGUUGUCCGAGACCCAUGACCCUUUUGGCGACGUCCUGGACAACGAGGAGGACGGCGACGAGCCACGGGGCAACCGUGACACGUACUGGUCGGAACGGGACCGGCGCGUGGUCGCCGCCUGCCGGGGGCUGAUGAAGGCUGCCGCCGCCUGCCUGAAGAAGAUGACGACGGCCGUCAGGGCUCACGGGGACGCCCGCGUGCCACAUUUAGUGGAACAGCUGGAUGACCUUGUUGAUGGCAGCAUGGAAAUCAGCCCCGGAGUUGACGACCUGGCUUUGUGUCUCUACCCGCCUGUGGACUACAACGGCGUGGAGAAUAAUGUGUCCAAACUGGCGGCACUGUUGAAGAAACUUCUCGCUAUAAUCAGGUCCAAUCACAUCUGCGGUGAAGCCGAAUCGUCCUGGGUUCAGUUCUUGGACGGAGCCGUGGACCACAACCUGCAAAAAGCCAAAGAUCUCAUUCAAGGGAACGGCUAA
This is a messenger RNA of Nerophis lumbriciformis (worm pipefish), 1038 nucleotides long. The record is from RefSeq and is a predicted model, not a curated record. Lineage: Eukaryota; Metazoa; Chordata; Actinopteri; Syngnathiformes; Syngnathidae.